AUGGAUGAUGAUGGAACAUACUUAAGAAAGCCUUGGAGGAUGACAAGAUCACCUUUACAAAACAAAAACACGAAAACUUUAAUACCUUCUCCAAGAAACAAUUACAAAGGGAAAAGAAAUAUUACAUUAGGUCGAGGAUCAAAAAUACCAUCUCCUAAGAGAAACGAUAACAUUAUAAAUCAUGUUCAGGAGAAUAUUAAACAAUUAUCGUUAGGCGACUUUGAAAUAGGUAAAAAAUUAGGUAAAGGGAAAUUUGGUAAAGUGUAUUGUGUUCGUCAUAAAAAGACCGGAUUUAUUUGUGCACUCAAAGCUAUGGAUAAAACUGAAAUUAUUCAAUAUAACUUACAAAAACAAUUUCGUAGAGAAGUUGAAAUACAAACUAAUUUAAAUCAUCAAAAUUUAACAAAACUUUAUGGAUAUUUUUAUGAUGAAAAAAGAGUAUAUUUAUUAAUGGAGUAUCUUGUAAAUGGUGAACUUUAUAAAUUAUUACAGAACAAUGGUCCAGUCUCGGAGGUAUUGGCAAGUUAUUAUGUUUACCAAAUUGCAGAUGGGUUAUCAUACAUGCAUCAAAAACAUAUUAUUCAUAGAGACAUUAAGCCUGAGAACAUACUGAUAGGAUUUAAUAAUAUUGUCAAACUUACUGACUUCGGGUGGAGUAUAAUAAGUCCGAAGGGUCUUAAAAGAAAAACACUUUGUGGUACGAUAGAUUAUUUGUCUCCAGAGAUUAUUACAUCUAGAGAAUAUGAUGAAACUGUCGAUGUCUGGGCAUUGGGUAUCUUAAUAUAUGAAUUGAUAAUAGGAGCACCUCCAUUUGAGGAAGAGAGUAAAGAGAUGACUUAUAAACGUAUUGUCAGAGGAAACAUAGUUUUCCCCAAUGACAGACAAGUCUCUGAACAAGCAAAAAAUUUAAUCAAAAGAAUAUUAGUACAGGAUCCCAAGAAGAGAUUAUCGUUAAGGUCAAUUAAAGAGCAUCCAUGGAUACAGAAAAAUAAAUCAUCAUGGGCAGCUCUACCGAACUGA
Messenger RNA from Maudiozyma saulgeensis, 1020 nucleotides. Lineage: Eukaryota; Fungi; Ascomycota; Saccharomycetes; Saccharomycetales; Saccharomycetaceae. The record is from the annotation of a GenBank genome assembly.